AUGAAAAAUUUAUUUGAAAGUUCUUUAACUGAACUAGAAGAAUUUCAUUUGUACGGCGUUACAGAUAAAAUCUUAUUCUAUGAUGGAAUUAUUCAAUCAUUUCAACAUAAAUUCUGUCAUUCCAAGACUUCAGAAACAUUUACUCAUCAACAUUAUUAUUCUAACGUUGAUCGAUUGCUGAUAUCUGAAUUACUGGAUGAAACAGACCAUGAUUACCCACCAACAUUUGUCUCUAAUCUUAAUGAAGUACUAGAUUUGGCAAAAUUGAAAAGUUUAGAAAUCUGUGAAGGAGAAUAUUUUGCAGUGAGUAGUGAUACGAUGUUGAUCUUAUUGAAAAAUGCACCAAAUCUCUCAACAAUAAUUAUAUCUGGGAGCGAUUAUGGUGGGUUGAUAAAUAAUUUAUUACGUGAUACUGAUAAUGAAAAGUACAAUGAUUUAUUUUUAUAUAUAAAUCGUAUGAUUAAAAGAGUACAAUACGAUCCUGGCUUAGGAGAAUUCAGUAGUGAAGAAAGACAAACAUUAUCAAAAAUAUUUUCCAAUGUACAAUAUUUCCAUUAUGUUUAUCGCUAUGACGAUCGCGAUAUUGAAGCAGUUAUAGAUUGCGAUGAUUUCUUGUCAACUAUAUUGAAUACAAUGACAAAAUUAAUCUGUUUAAAUAUUGAAAUAGAUUCUUUUUGGAAUGAUCUUAACAAGGCAGAAAUGAACUCGUUGGCAAACAAGUUGGAUCUGAUGAAGUAA
Molecule: messenger RNA, 738 nt
Organism: Didymodactylos carnosus
Lineage: Eukaryota; Metazoa; Rotifera; Eurotatoria; Philodinida; Philodinidae
Source: the annotation of a GenBank genome assembly